Messenger RNA from Chlamydomonas reinhardtii, 2549 nucleotides. RefSeq lists its product as uncharacterized. Gene Ontology annotation, molecular function: 3-hydroxybutyrate dehydrogenase activity. The record is from RefSeq and is a predicted model, not a curated record. Bases 572 to 1372 code for a protein of 266 amino acids. NCBI's taxonomy places the organism in Eukaryota, Viridiplantae, Chlorophyta, Chlorophyceae, Chlamydomonadales, Chlamydomonadaceae. The transcript has 7 exons.
CGCCCUAUUCUUGAUUCGCUGUCGUCAGUAGCUAUCAUUUUCCAUGUCUUCAUUUCAUCAUUUCAACAACUGCCGGCCGCGAAACUAUUCCCACCACUCGAGUGCGUCGGUUGGUCGAACAAACCGCCGCGUUGGAGUCGAAUUCUGUGCAAAUCUGACGGCUCAGAUCUUACUUUCCUGGGCUCAUGCUGACUCGCCAAGGACUAAAAGGGAGAAUGGGAGGGGCCGAUGAUUGAUGUCAUGGCGCCACGCUGGCGCCACGGCGUUGACGCCUCGGCGAUGAAGAAAGGCCCAACAAGAUUCGUGAUUUACAUGCAUGCACAAAAGCUAGCGCUUCUAUCACCUAUCGGGAGCUGUCGUGUUGCAAUUUGCAGAAACUUGUUAUCGGGGUCCGGUGCAGAGCAAGUGACGUAGCUGCUGUAUUAUUGCGUCGAGGCCAUUCCACUACCUCUCAGGCACAGAGUUCUGAAAAGCUCCUCUGCGACGUGCCUCCAGACACGGCCCGGUCUCCGGCGUUCUCCUACCCGUUGCGACAUAGCUCUCCUCUAGCCUCACGCAGCAGAGCAGCACCAUGUCGGCCGGCGGCAUUCUGAGGGGCAAGGCGGCGCUCAUCACGGGCUCCACGCAGGGCAUCGGUCUGGGCGUGCUCAAGGCGCUGGCGGCUGCCGGCUGCGACGUGUCCAUGCACGGCCUGCCCACCGACCGGCCCAAGAUCGAGCGACUGUGCGCCGACAUCCAGUCGCAGCACGGCGUGCGGGUGGCCUACUCCGAGGCCGACCUGCUCAAGCCUGCGGCCAUUCGUGACAUGGUCAAACAGACCGCCGACUCCUUCGGACGCCUGGACAUCCUGGUCAACAACGCCGGCAUCCAGUUUGUGGCGCCGGUGCACGAGCUGCCCGACGACAAGUGGGACGCCAUCCUGGGCGUGUGCCUCACCGCCACCUUCCACGCCACCAAGGCCGCGCUGCCGCACAUGCUGCAGCAGGGCUGGGGGCGCGUGGUCAACACGGGCUCCAUGCACGCACUGGUGGCCAGCCCCUUCAAGUCCGCCUACAACGCCGCCAAGCACGGAGUGGCGGGAUUCACCAAGACCGUGGCGCUGGAGGUGGCCACCAAGGGCAUCACCGUCAACGCGGUGUGCCCCGGGUAUGCCGACACCGACCUGGUGCGGAACCAGAUCGCGGACACGGCCCGCAUCCGCGGCAUCCCCGUGGAGGCCGUCAUCCGGGACGUGAUGCUGGCGGACCAGCCCACCAAGCAGUUCGUGCAGCCGGACGACAUUGGUGCGCUGGUGGUGCACCUGUGCGGCCCCAACUCCUCGUCUAUCACGGGCGCCUGCAUCAGCAUCGAUGGCGGCUGGACGGCGCGCUAGGGCAGCAGUGGCAGCUGCUGGGGAGGCCCGUAGGGGAAUGGAGGGGCUGCAGCAGGCGCCGCCGGGGGUUGCAGUAACCCGUAGCGGAGGACGCUUUCACUACCGCCGCCCCCUCGCACGCGCACGUUGUGCGGUUGCCGCAACGCACACGGUGCACAUGCUGCAGCUGUGUGCACCAGGCAGGGCAGGGCAGGGCAGGGCAGGGUAGAGCGGGGCAGAGCAGCAGAUAGCCGUCGUCCCUUCAAUGCGGUCACUCGGCGCCUCGGGGCGAGGCUCAGCAAGGGUAACUUUCGACUUACGGCUUCUUGACUUUCCUACAAAGCACAAGCCAGGGAUGAGGAAAGAGAUCACAUCGCAGGGUAGGCAAUUGCAUGCGUGAUUAGAGAGAGUGUUGCUAUUGUGAGGCAGGCUGCCGGGUGACACGAGUAGGCUGCAGGGGCAACACACCGCAUCACCACGAUGAGCCGUGCAGCUGCGGACGGUGGCGUGGUCGAGAGCAAGGAAAGAGCGGGCAGGCGUGUUAGUUUCACGCUGGCGCCAUGAGCCGCAUGCAGACAGACAAUGUACAUACCGUAGUAGAGGCAACAACAUUACCAUAAGACAGUGCAGCGUUUCGCUCCACUAGGGGGCGCGUGUCGUGCGUGGUAUGACGCCCUGGAAACACGCCAGCUUUGCUGGUGGUAAUGGAUUUUGCAGAGGAGUGCUCUCCCGUAGUCACCUGGCCUUCAUGCCAAUACUCAAGCUAGCAGCGCCGUCCCGCCGCUGGAAGCAUUCCAUACAGGGCAGCCGGCCAACUUUAGGCACUGCGGGCAACGCUGGCGCGGCUGUGGGCUCUGGUGCGUUUGUGAGACUGCGCUAGUCACCUCCGCGCCGCUGGGACCUAGUCCCAGGCCGUCGCUAAUGACCUGUGCUGCGUCUGGCUACGGUUGGCUCUGCUGUGGCGUCGCGAUUGCUAGAUAGGCACCUGGUUUGGCAAUGUGCCUGUGGAAACCGACCCCGGCUAUGUCCGGGCGAUGAGGUUGUUCGGCCUCAGACUGUGGAGGGCUCAGCCCCUUUCCCCGUGACCGGGGAACAGUUGUCGCACCUGCACGUUGAUUGAGCUCGACUGUGUGUCAUCGGCCAAGCGCACUGCGCAACGCCGUGGGGGCAUGUCGCCGACUGUAAUACUGAGACCCCU